This is a messenger RNA of Galeopterus variegatus (Sunda flying lemur), 4264 nucleotides long. RefSeq names its product WD repeat-containing protein 96-like. NCBI's taxonomy places the organism in Eukaryota, Metazoa, Chordata, Mammalia, Dermoptera, Cynocephalidae. Gene Ontology annotation, molecular function: protein binding. Gene Ontology annotation, biological process: sperm axoneme assembly; cilium assembly. Bases 202 to 4221 code for a protein of 1339 amino acids. The record is from RefSeq and is a predicted model, not a curated record. Gene Ontology annotation, cellular component: axoneme. The transcript has 34 exons.
CGCAGAGCGGGCCGAGCUCCCGCGCCACCCGUCCUGGGGUUUGCAGGCGAUUAAGGAAGCAACGUUCUCCUGGACUACACUUUACUUGCAUUCAGUUACUGUGGUACCUACCUGGCUAGUUAUUCCUCUCUCCCAGAAUUUGAACUAGCUCUUUGGAACUGGGAAUCAAAUGUCAUUUUGUGCAAGAAAUCACAGCCUGGUAUGGACAUGAACCAGAUGUCUUUUAACCCCAUGAACUGGCACCAGCUAUGCUUAUCAAGUUCAAGUACAGUGAGCGUGUGGACCAUUGAAAGAAGUAACCAGGAGCAUCAUUUCAAAUCAAAGUUGAUACAACUGCCUCUAGAAGAUGGGACAUUUUUUAAUGAAACAGAUGUAAUUUUCCCCCCCUCGUUGCCCAAGGAUCCCAUUUAUGGUCCUGUGAUGCCACUGUCAGCCAUUGCCGGGCUAGUAGGUGAAGAGGCAGAAACUUUCAGGCCAAAAGAUGAUCUAUAUCCUUUGCUCCACCCGACUAUGCAUUGCUGGACUCCUGCAAGUGACCUGUAUGUUGGCUGUGAAGAGGGUCCUCUUUUAAUGAUUAACGGAGAGACCUUGAAAGUGACCGUGCUUAGUAAGAUAGAAGAGGCACCACCAAUGGACAGAGGAAACCUUAUCAGUCCGGUCACCUUGGUAUAUCAGAAGGAGGGUGUGCUUGCUUCUGGAAUUGAUGGCAUCGUGUAUUCUUUUACUAUUAAAGAUUCAAGUUACAAAGUAGAAAAUUUCCUUGAGUUUGAACAGCCUGUGGAACAUUUGAUCUUUUCUCCCAGUUACAAAAUGUUGCUGAUUCAAACAGAGAAGGGAUCUGUUUAUAUCUACACUUUUGGUGAAGAGCCAACCUUAGACAAAGUCCUAGAUGCUUGUGAUGGGAACUUUCAGGCAAUUGACUUUAUCACACCUGGAACCAAACACUUCAUGACACUCACACAUUCAGGGGAAGUUUGUGUUUGGUGGAUAGAAGAUUGUGCUCGUGCCGGCAAGAUUUAUCUGAAUACCCCAGUGACAGUUCUGGCUUGCUCUCCAUCCUCCCUCUCUGCUGUCGUGGGGACCGUGGGUGGCUCUGUCCACUUCCUCGACGUGAAUGAUGUGGAAUCCCCUCGGGUAGUUCACAAGACCUUUCUCUCCGAAUCCCCUGUCCAGCACCUCGUUUAUGACCAGCGAGGAAUGUAUCUGUUCGUUGGAACAUCAGAAGGAAACGUCUUUGUUAUCAACGCCAAGCCCUCAAGCUCAUUUCAGAUUCUUGGAUUCACAGAGGUGGGCAAAGACAUUUUACAAAUAUCCACCGUGUCUCUUUUGGAAAUAGACAUAGUGGAAGUGAUGGUGCUUUCCUCACUGGCAGAAACAGGAAGAAGCAGGCUGGAAAUAUUCACUCUGCCUACAAUACUACCACAAGUUGCUGAAACGUUCACUGAUGAAAGAGGGAGGCUGAGAGAUGAACUCAUCCAUAAGUACCUGUACGAGGUGGAGCACACUCUGUCCUCUGCAGUCUUGGACUUUCAAAGUAACCAAAUAUAUGGCUUCUGUGAUCAAGUGCCGUACAUCUGUAGCUAUCUUCUCCCUGAAGAAGAACAUAGUGGUGUUUACAUUCUUAAACCACACCAAAAAGUGCAAAGCAGACAUUAUGGACCUGGAAUGUUCUAUCUAUCUUCACAUGGAUGGUGGCUAAUAACAAUAGCUAAAUGUGGAAUUCUGUGUGUCCGAGAUGUUUAUACUUUGGAAACAUUUGCUCGGUGUCGAAGUCAUUCUCACCAGGGGCAUGGAAUUCAAUUGAUGAGAAUUUCAAUGGAUGGACAAAGCAUUCUGGUGAAUGGAAGAGAUGAUGGUACCCUUGUCUACCUCAAAUGGAAGCUGUUUGGAGGAAACUUAGCCAGUGAGGCUCUUAAGCAUUACCAGCACCUAUUAAUUUCUCUGAGCAGCACCAUGAAUGAGGAGAAUGAAUAUUUAAUUGCUACACCAAGAGUUUCCUUAGAUUUGGGAUCGGAAGCAGAACACACAACACCUCAGAACGUGAAGUUAAGCAUUGACUCCUCACUAGAGGAAUUAGUCCCAGAUGAUGCUAUGAAGGAAAUUCCCUGGAUACAACAAAAAAGCCAGCAGGCCAUCGAAAAGGAGGUUAAACUGUUUUCCCAGAAAAGGAAAGAAAUAAAAAACAGAAUCAAAGUACUUGCUAAAACUGUUUUAAAUAUGAUGGAAGAAAAUGAAAAAGUAGAUAAGAUUGCAAAAUUAGAACAACAGGAAUUUGGCCUGGAUCUUGAGGAACUGGAAAGACUGAAAGAUGAAAGUGAGAAAGAAGUGUCAAAGAUAAGAAAGAAUGUGGAGAUGCAUAACCUAGCCAAGAGCUACUUGGCUGAACUUAUCAAAGAAGAAUGCUGGAAUUCAAUGGCUGUGAAGGGUCGCGCUCUUAAGUGCUUUCACCUCCCCUAUGUGGUUGAGAACUUCCCAAUGAAAGAGCGCACAGAUGAAGAGUUGAAAGAAUUGAAGAGGGUUUUGCAGCAAAAGAAGAUUGAAACAGAGUGUCUUAAACUGCGAAGGGAAAUUGUAGAGGUUCAGUCUCCAGCUGUCUUGGUUAAACAGCGUCAUGAAGAGGAUGAUGAAGAAGAGGAAGAUGAAAACAAGACAGUAAAAAACACCAACUUGCUCAAUUACCUUCUUGGUAGUCUGAGUACUGAUUUUGGGGUAGAUACCUCUUUGUUGUCAAGCCAAUUGGAACUGCAUUCCAGAGAGGAGAAAAUCAACCAAAUUAUACUGCUGAAAGAUAUCAUUUACAAGGUAAAAACUGCUUUCAAUAAUGAGUUUGAUGCUGCAUAUAAACAAAAAGAGUUUGAAGUUGCACGUGUGAAGGAAAGAAAUGUUAGAGUUCAAGAAAUUAUUUUAGAUCUUGACUUGGGAGAAAAAGUCUGGCAACCAGGAUUUGACGACUCUGAGAAGCCGGAGAGAACUCUUGUUGUGGAAAGUUGGGAGAUAAAAGCUCGCAGACAUGUUAACCCAUGGCAGAAAGCGAAAACAGGAUUGAUUGUGACCCGUGAAAUGGAGCGUUGGUUUCAGUCAAAGAGCACUGACAUGCGAUUCCGAGCCCUGAUGGACAUGAUGGGAGGUGUUCUGGAUGUCAAGAAAGAAGACAUUUUGAGAAUGGUGAUUCCUCAGCCUGAUUUCAUGGCAAAACCUGAUGCUUUGUGGACUGAAGAGGAAAGGAAACAAUUCAAAGAUUAUGAGAAAAAAGUCAAGGAUUUAAAUGAAGAAAAAGAUAAGUAUAGAAAGUCAUUAGAAGCAGAACUAAAAAAACUUCAAACCUCUAUUCAAGAAAGCACACAGAACUUUGAUGACUAUUUGAAAAGACUCUUUGAAAGGAGAGUGAAGGCAGAGAUGGUUGUCAAUCAGGAGGAAUUGAAAAUAAACAACCUUGUUUUCUCUUUACUGUUGAAUGAAGAAUUAAGCUCCAGAGAAAGUUUCCUGAACAACUACCUUACAAAGAAGCAGGAAGAGAAAAACCAGAUUUCAGAAGCCAUCCAGAAAUCUAGAGAAGACCUCGAUGUGUACAGGGAGCACUAUGACAACUUACUGGCAGAAGACAAGGUUCUGGAUCGCAGCUUUAAAAAGGAGUUUUCUGAAAUUCCCGGUCACCAAGUGGACAUACUCUACAAACUUUUUAAACGUCGGCCAAGGAUUCACAAACAGAAAGUGAAUUUAGAUACGACCAAUAUUGUCCCUUUCGGAGAGCGACCAGGAUCUGGAAAGUUGAAUAAGGACAACUUUGCCCAGUUAAUGAAAGCCAUGGAUGAGUUGGACAAUGUUAAUAACAUGCCAGAAGGCUUGGACCCCUUGAUCUGGGAUCAUUUCUGCAUAACCAGACGAGCAAAAGUGGAAAAUGAACAGAAAGUAAAGCAGAAAGCAGCUGGUUUAAUGGAAAUGAUGGCCUUUCUCCGGAAGAGAGUUGAGGAGGAUGAGCAGGUGCAGCAGGAGAUUGAGAAAGUGUUCCAGGAACUUGUCCUAUUACAGGAAGAGAAAGCGAGAUGCCAGUUGGAUUUGACAAUCCAAAUUCUCCUUAAACAAGGACAGGUAGAACUGGAGAAUUUCCAGUUAACACUGGAGUAUUCCGAUGCAAUUCUCAUCAACAAGAACAUAAUUGAAGACUUGAAUGCUGUGAUUCGGAUCCAAGUUUCUAACUUGUAUCAUGUACGUUCUGCUUAAAGAACUUCCUUUAACUGAAGUACAGAUCUGCUGGUAAUGAAUC